Messenger RNA from Megalops cyprinoides (Indo-Pacific tarpon), 1601 nucleotides. It is a transcript of the gene tfpia, whose product is annotated as tissue factor pathway inhibitor a. Gene Ontology annotation, molecular function: serine-type endopeptidase inhibitor activity. The coding region runs from base 193 to 1074 and encodes 293 amino acids. NCBI's taxonomy places the organism in Eukaryota, Metazoa, Chordata, Actinopteri, Elopiformes, Megalopidae. The record is from RefSeq and is a predicted model, not a curated record. The transcript is spliced from 7 exons. Gene Ontology annotation, biological process: negative regulation of peptidase activity. Gene Ontology annotation, cellular component: extracellular region.
UUAUUUUGGUGGAGUCCCCCAUGGUUUUCAUUGCGCUGUUCCUUAUCAAAUGAAAUCGCAACAGUCCACGCUGCUAUCGGCCGGAAGUGCGUGGGAACUCCUUCCAAAGAAUAAAGCCCAAGCUUUCGGUGAAAGUUCGUAAAAUAUUUCCACUGUAUUUGCGUACUCCAGUACUUUUCUCUGGUUGUGCAAAUGGCUGCAAGACUGAAUUGGGUUUUGUUAUGCAGCGCUAUACUUAGUGUUUUUCACUUAUAUUCUUGCUUCCACGACAGUGACGAAGCAAAUGGAGUUCAGCCUGAACUGAGAAUUUUCCAUCAGUCAUGUGCCCUGAAGAUGGACGAGGGUCCCUGCAAAGCUGCGAUGGACAGGUUCUACUUUAAUGUGGAGACUCGCGGCUGUGAGAAGUUCAUAUACGGCGGGUGUCAAGGCAACGCCAACAACUUCGACACCCUGGAAGAAUGCGAGGAGAUGUGUCUGAUGAAACCUGAUAAGAACCCCUGCCAUCUGGAUGACGAGCCGGGGCCCUGCCGGGGCCUGGUGCCGCGGUACUUCUUCAACCACGCCAGCGGGGAGUGCGAGCGCUUCUUCUACGGCGGCUGCUUCGGGAAUGCCAACAAUUUCAGGACCAAAGCCGAGUGCCAGGCCAAGUGCCACAAACACAGACACCAAAAUGACUCCUUUGCAGAAAGGGUACAUGCAGUUCACAUCAGCCUCCCAGAACCGAAGGAACCUGCCCCAGAAGCUGACUCCUUGGUGCUGGCGGUGCACGCCAACAUCUCCAAGCCCACCGAGCCCAGUCUGAGGCCUCUGCUUUCCACCGGUGAACCCCUGCCAGAGUUUUGCUUCAGUAAAAUUGACAGAGGGACAUGCAGCGACUCCAUUAAAAGAUUCAUCUACAACUCCAAGAGGAAACAAUGUCAGGUCUUCUACUACACUGGCUGUGGAGGAAACAAGAACAACUUCCCCUCCAAGUUAGAGUGCAUGAAGGCGUGUAUGAAAGAUCGUUUGAAAGUCCGGGCGAUACGGAUAAAGAAGACUAGACUCAAGAAGAUCAUCAAGUUUAAGUCUGUCUGAACGUAAAUCUCCACUCUGAAUUCUGCCAUUCAACACUACCUUUUUAAUUAAUAUCCAGCCUCUAUUUAUGUCUCUUUUCUAGCAUCUGCUGUAUUCAUCUUGAUGUGUAAACAUUGUCCUUGCUUCACUGUUUAGUUUUAGGAGAAUCGUGUAUAAUGUUUGCAAGACGUUACUCUCAUGUAAAUCAUUUUUUGUACUGAUGUUUUAAUCGAUUGCAGAAAACUUAUGAUUUGUCAACGAUUCUUACAACACAAAGGUAAAAGUAUGCAAAGUAAUUGCCUAUAAAUCACAGUGAGAGUAUUAUAAUGAAAGUGUUGGAACCAUGGAACCAGACUUCUGAACCAUGUAGUUUUCAGGGUGAAAGAUUUCUGAAAGAUUUGUACAAAAGAAACAUUCUGCUCUGUCUGAAUCAUGAAAACUGAGCCACAGGUACACAGCUAUUAACCAUAUCUGAUUAGCUGCCUUGUCCAAAAGGUAUUUCCAUCAUGCAAUUAAAACGCCUGAAUAAAUAAAUCAACAUGAAAAUA